Molecule: messenger RNA, 2924 nt
Organism: Saccostrea cuccullata (small rock oyster)
Lineage: Eukaryota; Metazoa; Mollusca; Bivalvia; Ostreida; Ostreidae
Product: F-box/WD repeat-containing protein 7-like
Exons: 13
Coding region: 118-1410 (430 amino acids)
Cellular component (GO): Set1C/COMPASS complex
Molecular function (GO): histone binding
Source: RefSeq, a predicted model, not a curated record
ACACAUCUAUUCUUAUGAUAGAUCAGCGGUGAUUAAUCCCAAGAUAGCUUUACUAAAAAAUUCAAACAUCAGCAAGACUUCUGUUGCCAGUGAAGUGUUGGCUAUGCCAGCAGCACCAUGUCUAUCAAGGCAGACAGAGAUGAUGUCAAGAACAGCUUGUCCUCACUUCCUCCAGAACUGGUGGAAAAAAUCUUUCUGUACCUGGAUGUGGUGGACCUAGCAAGACUCUCCUGUGUUUGUGUGGCUUGGAGGGAAAUAGCCAAUGUUGACCACAUAUGGCUUCACCACUGUAUGAAGAGGAAGUGGAUGAAAUUUGGUCUCCAUGACAACAUCCUCCAUGAAUCUCCAAUGCGUAAACCCCAGUCUAAUAUAUCUGGAACCUCUCCUUACUUCCAGCUAUUUGUUCCUAAAGAAACUAGACUCUCUCCAAUAUGUCGCUGGAAGAAUGUGUUUAUACGAGUACUACACUUGUUCAAAAACUGGGAGAAAGGUCGAUAUACAAUGCCAGUGACUCUAAGAGGACAUCGAGACCAGGUCAAGGCCAUUGACUGCAAUAGAACCUGUAUUGUCAGUGGAUCAGAAGAUCACAGUGUCAUGGUCUGGAGCCUAGAGAACUGCACUAAAUUACUUGAAAUCAAAGUCCAUUUGGAUGCAGUUACAGCUGUAAUAUUAAAGGGCAAUAUGCUGGUGACAGGUUGUGCAGACAGUUCUGUUCGGGUGCUAGACUCCACAAAUGGUGAGGUGGCCUUUACUUUACAAGGACAUCAGGGAACUGUGGAUCAUCUAGCUAUCAUAGAGGACUUCAUUGUUAGUGCAGGCACAGACAGGAAAGUGAUGGUGUGGUCUAUUACUGAGAGGAAACUUGUACACAUUUUACGUGGACAUGUGGAUGAAAUUGAGUGCAUGGCUCACUGUGGACACACAGUAGUAACAGGGUCUUGGGAUAAAGCUGUGUUGGUGUGGGAUGUAAGGAAACAAGAUGCAGUACAGAUGUUACAUGGACACAGAGAAGUUGUGACUUGUUGUUACUGUAACGGAGACACUGUAGUCAGUGUUGUGACCUGUUCUUACUGUAACGGAGACACUGUAUACUGUCUGGCCUGUACCACAGAUACUAUAGCUUCAGGGUCAUCAGACAGCAACAUCAUUGUGUGGAAUUACGAUGGUAACCACUUACAUACACUAACUGGACAUCUUGGGAUAGUUCGGUGUCUAUAUAUCAACGAGUUUCGAUUGGUCAGUGGAGGGGACCAGAAAAAAAUCAAUGUCUGGGAUUACAGGAGUGGAAAAUUAUUGAAUACAGUUCAUCGCAAUCCAACACGGCUACACAAGAUGUUGGUCACUGACACCAAACUUAUCACGGCCUCUCCGGAGACCCCAGGGACCCUAACGGUCAUCAGUUACUGGUGAUACUGUUGUUAGUACUGACUGGUGACUAGGAUAAGUACUGUGAUACUUACUGUGGGAUGGAUUAGGUUAAACAAGAUGUGACCAUCUGAGUCUGUCAUAUAAUUUAAAAUGUUGAUGAUCCAUAAUGCAGUGCAUAGAUUAGCUUUGAUUUAUGCAUUGAUGUUAGAUUUCAGUAUUCCGUCCACUUGAAUGCCAAAAUUUUAUAAAUAAUUCAAAAUAUACCUUAGUUAUGGUUGUAUGCAUUCAACUGUAUGUUAAAUGUUUUGGUUAUUUAGCAAAUCUUGUCUCAUCUUGUUGUGCAUUUCAAAAAUGCCCACUUUGAUGAAAACUUGUGUCUGCUCGGUAAAUCAAUGGCUUAAAAUGUAGUCUAAUCAGGAGCCAGUGAUGUCCAGAUAAGACUGGUGUAAACUGGACGGUGAAGAAAUUAUAUGAAGGUAGUCCUAAUAACAGAUGCUCUUUUUGUAUUUAGUGGAAGAUUUUCUUACGUUAAGAGUUGGAAGUGAUGUCAUUUGUUUUGGGCAUCUUUGUUACAGAAUAGUCAUUUUUAAACAAAUUAAUCCACAAGUGACUAUUUUUUUUAAGGGAUAGUCAUUAAAAGCAAAUCUAUCCAUUAAUGACUGUCUUUGUUACAUAAAUUAAUGAUCAUUUUAACCACUUUUCCUACAACUGACAAUAUUUAUUAUGGAAUAGUCAUUGUUAACUUAUCUAUCCAUAAGUGACUUUGUUUGUUAUGGAAUAGUCAUACUGUUAAAUUAUCUAUCCAUAAGUGACAGUAUUUGUUAUAGAUUAGUCACUAUAAUAAUAAUCCAUCUAUUAGUGACUUUGUUAUGGACAGUAUAUUGUAUCUUUAUUGUGACUGCCUAUUAAUUUAUCUUUGUAGUGGUUGUCUUUCAUUAAUUCCCUGUUGGGAAGGUCCUGGGGUCGAACCUCGGCUGCAUCUGUCCUAAGUUGUUAAAAAAAAAAAUAGGAAGCAACUGUUCUCUCACCAAACGCUACACAUUUCGAAUGGUUCUGAUUAACUUCACUCUAGUAAGACCAAGGGGUAUUAAUUAUAAACAGUAGACACCAUCUUACUGUAAACCAGUUAUUAUUCACGACAUCUUUUAUUUGCGAUUCUUUGGUUUGGAAUCCAUCUGGGACUACUUAUUAUUGCGAAAGAUGCGACAUUUUACAUAAAUAAUUAAAUACAUAGGUGAAUAUUAAAUUGAUCACAGUGAGAAUCACAUGAGUAAGAGAAGGUUGUGAAACUGACAAAUAUUCAUACAUGUGAAUUAGAGUUGGUUUACAGUAUUUGAAAAUUUUGAAUCUUCAGGAGAGUGUAAUGUCUUAUUUGUGCCAAAGGAAGAAUCCUGAGCUGUACAUUCAGCUCAUUACUGGAGAUAAUAAUUAUUAUUUUAAGUUUAUCUUUCAGGUUUAUUCACGUGUUUCAGUAUGAGUAUUUUUCAGACAUGUGGUAUUUAUUGUAUUUUUUUAAUUUUUAUACUCAACAGCUCAAUAAAGGAAAUUCUAAACAA